Molecule: messenger RNA, 1796 nt
Organism: Phycodurus eques (leafy seadragon)
Lineage: Eukaryota; Metazoa; Chordata; Actinopteri; Syngnathiformes; Syngnathidae
Gene: snx7
Product: sorting nexin 7
Exons: 9
Coding region: 80-1342 (420 amino acids)
Molecular function (GO): phosphatidylinositol binding
Source: RefSeq, a predicted model, not a curated record
UUCUCCCUGUUGUGCACAGUUGUAGAGGUUUAGGAAGUUUGUCUCUCGGCUUUCACUCCUUCACAGUGAAAGUUGUGAGAUGAAUUGUCAGACGGACUCCGUGGUUUUGGCCAAAGACAUGCUGGAUCUGGAAGAAGACGAAGACCUGGAGGUUUUCAGUAAGAAAUUAUUAGUGACAGAUAGGGAUCCAAUGCCCAACUCUCCCAGCUCUCUGGUCAACCAGUACCAACUUGAUGAAGAUGAUGAACCGCAAAUUGGCAGCACCGAAGACUUGUUUGUGACAGUUGACAGUCCAGAGAGUCAUGUGACAGCUAUUGAGACCUUCAUCAUGUACAGAGUCAUAACCAAGACCACAAGGAGUGAGUUUGACUCCUGUGAGUAUGAGGUGCUCCGGCGCUACCAGGACUUCCUUUGGCUCCGAAGCAGACUGGAAGAAACCUAUCCGACCCUCAUUGUUCAUCCUCUUCCAGAGAAGUUUGUGAUGAAAGGCAUGGUGGAACGCUUCAGUGAUGACUUCAUUGAGACCAGGAAGAAAGCGCUACAUCGCUUUCUCAACAAAAUCACCGGGCAUCCCAUCCUGUCCUUCAACCAGCACUUUAAACUCUUUCUAACUGCCCAGGAUUUUUCAUCUCACAGGAAACAGGGUCCAGGCUUCUUGAGUCGAAUGGGGGUCACUGUACGAGCAGUGGCCAACUCGGUGUGGGGCAUCAAGUGCCGUCCAGAGGAGUUCACACUUAUGCAGGAAUAUGUAGAGAACUUUGGCUCCAAAAUCUCGUCUGUUGACAAAGUUUCUCAGAGGAUCAUCAAGGAGCAGCGAGAGUAUUUGGAUGAGCUAAAGCAGUAUGGGCCCCUCUAUAGCCAAUGGGCAGACAUAGAAAAGGACCUGCAUGACCCACUGAAACUCGUAGCCCACUGUGCGGAGCAAUGCAGUAAAGAAACAGAAAAGCAGAUCCACCAUCUUUCUGAGGUGUUGGUCCCUGCUCUUCACGAGUAUGUGCUCUGCACUGAGGUACUAAAGACUGUGAUGAGACGGCGAGACAAUAUCCAGGCUGACUUUGAGACCAAAAAUGAGGCCCUUGCAUCUAAAAAGGCAGACCAAGAAGUUGGUCAGCUGGAGAAAGAAGUAGAUGCUCUGUCAGAUCGAAUGGAAUUUGCGAACAAUGCAUUGAAGGGAGAUUGGAUCAACUGGCAGAAUAGCAUGAGAGAUGACCUCAAGUCAGCCUUCAUCUCAACCGCUGAGAAGAAUGAGGAAUGCUAUGAAAAGUGCCUUGCAGUGUGGGAAUCAUUUCUCUUGUCUCAAAAAAGGGAUCCCAUCGAGCAUCAAGAUGAAGAGACCGCGUAAUAAUGUAACAUAACAUCGCAAAACAAACACAUAAUCGCAAUAUCAUCCUUUUGCAUGACCAAAACAUCAAUGUUGCAUACAGUAUUUGUCCAGAUAUUGUGAUGUUAUUCUAGAAUGUUUAUACAAUACAAUAGAAGUCUCACUGUACAUUUACAAAAAUACUGUAUUAACGUUAGUCCUCAAUAUGGAAUUUGCUAUGCUAUCUAAAAGGAUGGCUUGUAAAGGUUCCAGGAACUACUUUGUUCAGAAGAUAUGCUAUUUUCCUUGUUAUGAGGAACUAUAAUGACAAACUUGUUAAAUUUAACCUCCAAGUUUUGUGGUUAAAAUCAUUUGACUAGUAAUGAUACUAAUCAGCACUUUUUCACUGUUCAGAUAAUUUUGGUGAGACCUUCUGUGAUGCAUGACUUGACUUGCUGAGGAAAAAAAAAGAUGAAUAAAUAAUCAAGACCUAAAA